Messenger RNA from Moneuplotes crassus, 944 nucleotides. NCBI's taxonomy places the organism in Eukaryota, Ciliophora, Spirotrichea, Euplotida, Euplotidae. The record is from the annotation of a GenBank genome assembly.
UUUAAUAUAAGGCCAUUUUUGAAAGUCUUUUAAUGGAUUCUAUUGCGAGAUCUAUUGACCCAAACAAAACUAAGAGUAAGAGAAGGUCUAAACACGAUGCAAAAAAUCGAGAUUAUAAAUGUGGAUGUGGAAAAUCUUAUCUCAGUUAUCCUGCUCUCUACACACAUAUUAAGACGAAGCAUAAAGGAGAACUUCCAGAAGGAACUAUAACGACACAACAAAAGUCUGCAAGAGGUAGAGGAAGACCUAGAAAGCUCUACAUUGCUGAUGACUCUAAGGAAAGACAAGAUAAAGAAUACGAAGCAGAGAUGAAGCGAAAAGCAGAACAUAACAGAAUUGAUAAAGAAUUCUUUGAUAAAUACAAUGCUUCUGGAGGCCCAGCUGAUCCAAAAAUAUGGUUUAUCGAAGAUGAAGAAACACUGAGUAAAGUCAGCAAACUUCAUGGUAAAGUAUGUGAGCAACUAAAGAAUAAAAGACCCAAAGCUGUUGAUAUAACCUGAGAUGAUGCCAUCUGUCAAUAUUUAAUCGAGAUGAGUGAAAAGGUGACACAAAAUUUUUACAAAAUAAUGACUCUCUUGUUUGAAAACUAUCGUGCUUGUCUUAACCAAUAUGGAUGGGAUAUUGUCAACCAAUUUAAAAGAAUAGAGGUUGAUAAAUAUCAUGAUCGGAAGGCAUUCACCAGUGUUAAACCGCCUAGUUAUCUUCCUCAAGUGGCUAAUAGAUUUAUUAAGAAUAUUAUGCUUUCUCUUCCCUUAAUGAUGAGUGUUACUCCGAACAAUAUCUCUACCUCCUUGAAGCAACUAGCAAUUGACCUGACAAAACAUUUCUGUGACUGGUUAGUUAGAGUAAGAUACUCAGAUAGAACACUUGAGAAGGCAGAACUUAAAAAAGAGCCUGCCAAACCCAAAAAGAAGAAGAAGUAAUUUUUCAACUAUUCCCAAUUA